Molecule: messenger RNA, 4235 nt
Organism: Lepisosteus oculatus (spotted gar)
Lineage: Eukaryota; Metazoa; Chordata; Actinopteri; Semionotiformes; Lepisosteidae
Gene: susd5
Product: sushi domain containing 5
Biological process (GO): Notch signaling pathway; cell adhesion
Molecular function (GO): hyaluronic acid binding
Source: RefSeq, a predicted model, not a curated record
UCUCCUCUCUCGACAGCUCAAAUCUGCUCCAUUACGUAUUUACUGACAGACUGAUGAGAGUUUUCACGGGGACACUCCAUUUGCACUGCGGUGCACUAUUUGGGUAGAUAAAAACCUCUGCCGCAACCAGGCAGUCUGAGUUUUUUUUUUCCCUUCAAAUUUUUUCCUCUAAGAUCUUCAAAGUCUCCAAAAGGGGAGUCUGUCCGUUUCUCCUUCACCGCUUACAGUACAGUCGCCCUGGCGAGCAGAAAAUAACGGACCAUACUGAGCUCAGCCUUCGCUCCUGCAUCGCUCCUCCGGACAAGGGACACGAGCGUCCCCGAGUCCAGUUGCGGGACUUUUCUUAAAACAGAAAAAAGAAAGAAAUAUGGCUCUGGACUGCUGUCGAACUGUAAUCCUCUUACAAUUCCUGGGGUUCUUUCUCUCGUUUAAGGACGUUUCAGUCCAAGCGGAUGGCAGGGUCUUCAUCGUGGAGUCCAAGAGUGGCUCUGAAGGGCUGGACGCAGAGGCAGCACAGAGGGCCUGUGACUCGGAAGGUGGGCGUCUGGCGUCUGUGGAGGACCUGAGGCAGGCUGUGGCUGAGUGCUCUUUCACUGCCUGUACGCGGGGUUGGCUGGCCGGCCCCACCAUUGGGACAACCGUGUGUAACAGUCUGGGAAGUGGACAGCAGAGCAUGACAGCUGUGGUCGUGAAGACAGAAAAUGCAUCCACAGCAAGCGCCCAGCUUGAUACCUUCUGUAUAAAGGACAAAGGUAAGCCAUGUGGAGACCCUCCCUCCUUCCCUCACACCAGCCUGCAGGGCCACACGGGCUUCGAGAUGGGCGACGAGCUGCUGUACGUCUGUGCCCAGAGCUACGUCAUGGCCAGCGGGCGCAGUGCUUUCAGCCUGCUGUGCGACAGCUGCGGGGAGUGGUAUGGACUGGUCCAGGCCUGUGUGAAAGAUGAGACGGAAGCGCAUAUCGAUUACGAAGACAAGUUCCCCGACGGAAGGCACUUGUCGUACGAGGAUCCUGAAGAGCCGGAGGACAGUCAGGAGGCUCUGUCCUUCGGCGAGCACGAGGACACCGAGCAGGAGAGGGGGGACGCGAGGGGAAGGGAGGGGGAGCAGGGAGCAGGGAGAACGGAGGGGGAAGGAGAGGAGGAGGUGGAGGACUCAACGGAUAGGGACUUCCAGGAGCCCACGACGCCCACAGAGUCGCCGGUGUCCCUGCUCAGCCAAAAACAUCUGUUUUGGUUUCCCUCUGAGACUUUCCACGAGCCAGAGGAGCCGGGAGAGAAGGAGGUAACGGCCAGGGAAGGAGGGGGACCCGUCUUCACGGACGGCGACAACCACAUUGGAGUGAAGACCUCCGGCAGCGCGACAGAAGGGCUGCCAGGUUUUGAUGACGGGGAGGACUUCCCCAUUGACCUGCCCGCGGGAGACCCGAAGAACGACACCAAGCAGGCCACGAAGGAUUCGGUCGCCAGCACCGAUGAGUCCUGGCUGGACGGCUACCCGGUGACGCAAGAGGUGGCCGAGGACGGGGAGAAAGUGGGAGGCGGCAGCACGGAGGCCGAGGACGGGGAGGUGCCGGGAGCGACGGACCGCCCGAAUCACGUGGAGAUCAGCCGGGCGGACGCGGCCAGCACCGCCCCGUCCCCCGGCUUCACCCAGAUCGCGGCGGCCCCCACGGGUCAGAUCCACUACGGCGUUCAGCGCCUGCCCGCGGCACUGACGCCCAGCCCGGCCCCCGAGACCGCCGGCACCGGCGAGGAGGAGGUGGCCCCGCGCUUCACGACCACACCCUCUGAGGCGGCACAUGCCGACACCAUCGCCCCCUCAGAAUCGGCAAGCGAGGACCACGAGCUCGCGGUUACCCCCACCGUUGCCUCCUGGGAGACAACUGAGGCUUUGUACCCCAUCGUUGACCACAUGCCGGAGCCCACAGACUCGGACGACAACACCACGCCCUACCAGAUCCCCAGGGAGACCACCGCCGGGUCAUCGGACGACUUCGCGGGGACUGGCCUGUACGAAGAGCCCAUCACAUGGAACCUCACGCACGCGCACGGUCCUGGAGCCAAACUGCGUCCCACUGCGGCGCCUUGUGUGGGAGAGGACUGCCCCCAGCACAGCAGCGGGCCGAUGAUCGCCGUGAUCAUCGUUGCCAUCUGUUUGCUGGUCGUAGUAGCCACACUGGCCGUCUGGUGCUACAAAAAAAGGCAGCAGAAAAGCUCUGUUUACAAGAUGAAUGGGAAGGGACAGACUAGACACCCCCAGCAGAUUGAAAUGCAGCAGAAGGUGUAGCUUUUACUUAGCGUUCUCUUUCUUUUCUUUUCUUUUUUUCUCACGAGGAGCGCAGAAGCCAAACAGAAAGGUUAGAUCAACUCCGGUGGAAGCCGAGAACAGACUCUUUGUUUGGAGACGAGGGGGACAUUGUGGUACAGAUUUUUAUUGUGUUCCUUUAUUUUUCUGUGAGACUGGUUGAGUAAUUUUCUUUCUUUUAGUCUGGUUCGAUGUUGCUUGUUUUCCGCAAUGAUGAUUGAAGCUUCGAAAUACCAAGGUAACUAAGUUUUUCCUGAGGUAAAAGGGUCUCACUGACGCCACACAUGACUCCAAUGUGCAGCCAGAUUAAUAGAAUGGAGCUGCACAGUAGAAUCAGAGGAAGACCGUCCUCAGUCGACUACUUGUCCCCAUGCCAGCAGUCCAGUUUCUGCUCCUGGAUGCUUAAUAAGCACAGACACAACAAACUGGGAAAAGGCCUUGGUAAAACUCUUUUGAAAUGUGUUCUAGUCAUAUUCCGUCCUUUUGUAAUUAUUAAGAAGUACUAGAAGCUUUAAAAAGCCCUUUUAGCAUCACCUAAAAUUUCACAUCUGGUACAUCUGUCCUGUGUUUAAUUACUUGGCUAAUGGAAGCACCUCAUACUUCCGUCAGUGACAGAUUAGACUUCAGUGGUUUCAGACCGUUGAUAUAACCUUCUUGGAAUAAACAUCUACAUCUUGCCCAUUAAUAACAGUACAGUAUUAUUUUGAUAUAUCUUUGUAUUUAGUAGGGCUUUGUGUAAUUGUGGGUAGAGCUUGCAUGUGUUGAAAAGCACAGCUGCAAAACAGCACAAUCGGCAGAAAGCAGAGGCAUGAGAGCUAGUGGAAACCCAGCAUGCAUUUCAGGAGAAAGAUGUUACAUGUACUGUACGUACAAGGGAGUAAUUUUAGAUAAUGUGAUUCUGAGGGCAAAUGUAAAACAAACAGAUUUUAUAUGUAUCAGUGUGAUAUUUUCACUGACCGCCGGAUUCAGUCUUAUUAAACAAAUACCAUAAAACACAUCCGAAUUUCAGGAACUCAAAGACACUGGAUGAAAUUUUGAUAACAGAGCUUUGAAAAAGAAGGAUUUUUCACAAUUUUAUUUGCCGUUGAAAACAGUUUUUUUGGACAAUAGAGUUGAAUACUCCGCAUCACAACUCUUUUCAGGUGUGCACAAAUAUAAGAGACGUAACAACAUUAACUAUAAAUGUGAUUUUUUGUAUGUACGUGGACAUUGUAUAGUGUAGUGCACAAUUUACAAUAAAGAUUCACAUUCUGCGAGGUAUUUUGGGUGCAUGGCGAAAUAUGACAGCUCUGAAUUAUUUCAGGAGAGCUCAACCAUUUUUCAAUGAUCUAAAAAAGAUCAUUUUACAAUUUGAUAAUCCUCACCAUGCAUAUACUGUAUUUAGAACACAUAAUCAGUAGUUUUGCAGUUACUAAUCAAUGGUAUAUUUGCUUAAAAAUGUCUCACCUUUUUUUAAUUCAAUGACAAUUCAAAUAUCUAUUAAUAAUUUGUGACUGUGUUUGAUGAAUUAGUUUCUAUACAUUUUUAUGAAGACCUACAAUGUUUUUGUCUAUAUUAUGUCUGAAAAUGUUUUGAAGUCUGAAUUAUUUUGUGUUAUAGAGUAGCUUAAAGUGAAGGAGGGGUGCAGAACAGUAUACUCUUUGCUGAGUCUAUUGCUGUUACAUCACAUGUCACUGGAGGGUUUUCACGAUGAAUGGGAUUGGUUUUGCUUGCAGAAUACAGGGACUUAAAUUGUGUUUCCUCUUUGUGUGUGUUUAUCAAAGGGUGCUUCCUUUUGACAUCUGGGAACAAGAGCUGUCCACAAGCCAAUGUUCGAAUCUAUCCAAUAUAUCCACAGUUUAUCCAUAGAGGUUAUGUCCUGUUGUCUGAUAUUUGGGGAGCAAUGCCUUGUUAAAACCACCACUCUAGAGAAUAAAUAUCUUUACGUUAA